CACCACCGUUACCCGCACGUCAUGAGGCUCCCUGAGCUGACCGGUUAAAACAACAGCUGCGCGUUAAUCCCACACACCCCACGACGUCCCCCUCACCGCACGCCGGACCGCGGGCAGUACGUAAGCAGACGACCCGUCUCCGUGUUCGCGCCAGCGGGAAGGCAGCAGCGAGUGACAGGAUUUCUCUCUCCCUCCGUUCGCUGAAGAGUUCUCGUGAACUUGUCAGUAAGUUGUUAGCGCGGCGGCCGAGGCUGUUCGACUUUGUGGCUUCCGCUCAAGGACCGCGCUGUUCUAUUUAUAACCGGCUCUCGUCUGCCCCGCGCUCAGUCGCGGCAUUGUGGGUAGGCGGGUGUUCAGGAAGUGCUUCACGGAACUCUUGUGUGUGUAGUUGAGUUGAUUCUGUGGUGUGGAGGUUUUUUUUGUUGUUUUGGUGGGGUUUUUUGAUUGCAAUGUUUGCCACAGAUCGCCGUAGACACUCCCAUCCUGGGCCGUGUCAGUUUACGGACGUGACAAAAUGUCCGCGAGAAACAUACUGAUUUGUGUACACGAGUUCUGAUGACGUUGUGAAGAAACAUAAAACAUACACGUGGUGAAAUGAAUAACGUAGUUGUGAAGAGCGUUGUUCGUCAACUGUGACAUUGUCCAAACUGUCCUACCUGAUUCCUGGACACUAUUUGUCUAGCCGGAGGCUCUGAUGUGUUCCGGCGGUACAGCUUUUGGAAAGGAAGAUUCUGUUCUGUAGAAAGAAACUUGUAAAAAAGAUGUGUGUUGUGUUUGUGAACUACUCAGAAAAGAUGUACCGUUGUGUUCCGAGUGAUCAAGAGCGUGUGUUAUGCUUCAGUUAACUGUGUUGUUUUGUUUUUUUAAUGAGCAACUAGCGGUUAACAUGAUCCCGGUGAAGACUUACUAUCGAGCAAAACUGAAGACCUAAGGAAAAUAAGAUAAAUAUCCAACAAUAGUAAAAGACGCCAAAAAAACAACAACACACACACACAAAACAAGGAAAAGAAAUUCUGGAAUCCCCAAGAUGGCGUCCCAACCCCAACCCGUUAACAUGACCCCGGUGAAGACUUACUAUCGAUAGUAUCGAAUAAAGCUAAAAGACGCCGGAAUAAAACAAACAAUUCUGGGACCGUCAAGAUGGCGUCACAUCCGCGCCGGGCCAGGGGAGAUCACCGGAGUCGUGAGGACAAGCCUCAGCCAAUCAUCAUUCAGAACAUGGAGUUCCUCUCCCCGGGCCAACGACUGUUCCGCAAGAAGCCUCUGUCCACCGCCAACCUCUUCCUGUCCCCCGUGUCACUCAGCAGACAGUCUACGCCGGCCGCCGGGGGGAGGGGGACACCCGCAGCACGCCCAGCUGUACGCGACCUUGACCUGGACGGGGAGAAACAGACUCAAGGUCAGCGUCAGGGUACGGGGAGACAAGGUCAGAGGUCACGGUCUCUGAUCAGGGAGGGUGAGUUCUGGCGCCCACCGGCUGCCCCCGCCACCACCACCCCUCCCCCCAGCGCCCCGGGCCGUAAGCGCGUGACCUUCUCAGACAGUCCUGGAGUACUCACGGCCGCCGGGAACUCCGGCCGGGGGGUGGGGCGGGCGGGGAUACAGACUAAAGGUGCUAACCUCAGCGAUGUCAACAACAACAAUAACGAUAGCUACAAUAAUAAUAAUAACAAUAACAACAACAGCCUGAACAACAACAACGACAACGUCAACAAUGAUAACUACAAAGAAGGCGACAGCGAGAAGUGUGUCGGGAACCAGGCUGUUAGUCCAACAGACAACACGAACGGCAGCAGCAACAACAACAGCAGCAACAACAGUUACAACAGCAGCAACAACAGUUACAACAUCAGCAACAACAGUUACAACAUCAGCAACACCAACAAGAGCGACCACAACAACCUCGGCAUCAACAACGACACUGGGACAAGGACAGAAGCCCCCGAGUGUCGCUCGCCCCCUGAGCCGGCGAGGUCAUCAAACAACAGCGACAGCAACAACUACAAAAACAGCAACAACAGCGAUAGCAACAACAGCAACAGCAACAACUACAACAACAGCAACAACACCAUCACUGAGCCAGCUGUGUCACCAAACAGCAGCGCGUUGACCCGGCCUCACUCCCCGCUUGUACCGCCGCAGACGGAUGACGUCACCGACACUCUCAGACGGCUUGACCAAACACCGCCGACCACUCAGGGUCAAGAGGGAUCGUCUCUGUGUUUGGACCAACACUCGACACUGCUCGCCGCGCCGGUCAACGACAGCCCAGGUCAGAGCGGCAAUCUCUCCACUGGCCUAUUUCCCGGACACAGUAGUGGACAGACCUGGGUGAGUGGCGCCCCGCCGACAGAAACAGCUACACCCUCCCUGGGGGUGAAACCUGACCUCUGGGACAGGUCAUCCACGGACAAAACAACCCGACCUGGCACCAAGACAAAGCGGGUGUCCUUCAAGUUGUCAGACGAUGAGGGAAGUGAGCGAGCCAGCAUCACGGCACAGACCGACGCAUCCUCCGACCGCUGGUUCGACAGAGAGAGAUACACACACACCCCGCGCGACCACAGAGGCUACUAUCAGACAGACGAAGAACCUUCCAGAAAUCCUGCACCCAAGUACCCACAAACCAGCGGCGCUCAAAACCAGCGUAAAAACAUUCCAGCAGUGCCGAAGCGUUCUAGUGUUAGACCUGCCUUCAAGGAGAGAGGGAGCCACAGAGCAAGUAGAAAUAACAACACGCUAGGAACUUUGUCCGAGGCGAACGUAAAAUUCGGCUCUAAGAUCUUACGGCUCAACUUUCUCAAAGACGAAUCCCCGCGAGGAGCGAGAGAUCCCAGUGUUGACAGGACUGACCAGUCGUUCUCACGCCACCUGGACUUACGGCGUCGUAGUGGCCAAGACUUUCCCGCCACUGGUCACGUGGACAAUCUGUACCGGUCAGCCUCUCUGGACAAUGUGUCCUCCACACAGUCAAAGCCUGGAGCUGUCUCCCACGACGUGUUCCUGACCAACCCCGCCAUGAUCGGGGACCCGUUUGAGCCGACCGUUAACCCCCAACUGACCCUAACCUCUAACCCGACCAGUCAGCCCAGAUCUCAGGGCGCCGUCAACUCGGACUUUCUCAUGCAGAUCUACUCGGUGAGUGGCGACAAAAAGUCUGUGUGUCCUCAAGACUCUACAACUCCGCAGUCGUCAACAAAUACCGCGUCUGUCCGUCACGGUACAGAGGUUACUCACACACAGGACAUCCCUCCUUCCUCCUCCCUCCCGCCCUCACACACCCCCACAGACACGCGACACCCCCCUUCCUCCUCCCUCCCGCCCUCACACACACCCACUCACACACGACGUCCGUUGACCGUACACUCCACUCACGUACAACACUCGAGAACUCUGGCCAAAGAACGACGUCUGCUCAGCGCGGGUCCCUCUGAGCCUCGCCGUACUUCCCACAGACGGCCUGCUCGCUCCUCCUCGGCCUUCACCUUGACCCGCGGCAGUUACGUCAGCAGGGGUGAUGGGCGUGGCCAGGAGGAGGAGGGGGACAUGAUUGACAGGCUGCUGUUGAAGGGGGAGGGGCAUGCAGGUGUGAGUGAGAGGACCGUGCUCAACAGGCGCCUGGAGGAACUGGUGGUGGCCUCAACUCACUGCUCACGUCACAGGCUCGUGCUGGAAAGGUCAAGGUCGGACCUGGUCUGACUGGCGAGGUCCUGGCCUUACGUCGUCCGUGUUUGUUUGUUUGUGUGUUUGUUUAUUUUCAUUUGUUUGUUUGUUUUGGGGUCUUUUUGUGGCGUG
This is a messenger RNA of Aplysia californica (California sea hare), 3795 nucleotides long. RefSeq names its product bromodomain-containing protein DDB_G0270170. NCBI's taxonomy places the organism in Eukaryota, Metazoa, Mollusca, Gastropoda, Aplysiida, Aplysiidae. The coding region runs from base 1141 to 3699 and encodes 852 amino acids. The record is from RefSeq and is a predicted model, not a curated record. The transcript is spliced from 2 exons.